Molecule: messenger RNA, 1773 nt
Organism: Pseudocercospora fijiensis CIRAD86
Lineage: Eukaryota; Fungi; Ascomycota; Dothideomycetes; Mycosphaerellales; Mycosphaerellaceae
Exons: 1
Coding region: 1-1773 (590 amino acids)
Biological process (GO): phenylalanyl-tRNA aminoacylation
Cellular component (GO): cytoplasm; phenylalanine-tRNA ligase complex
Molecular function (GO): magnesium ion binding; phenylalanine-tRNA ligase activity; ATP binding
Source: RefSeq, a predicted model, not a curated record
AUGCCCACCAUUGCGGUUGACAAGGCUGCCCUCUACAAGGCGCUGGGCCGCGAGUACACCAACAAGGAGUUCGACGAGCUCUGCUUCGACUUUGGCAUUGAGCUCGAUGAAGAUACCACCGACGACCCGGAGCGGAAAGGACCACCCGAGCUCAAGAUCGAGAUUCCCGCCAACCGAUAUGACAUGCUCUGCUUCGAGGGUAUUGCAUUGAAUCUGAACGUGUUCCUGGGCCGCCAGUCCAUGCCAAAAUUCACUCUCUCCAAACCAGCCGACCUUCUUACCAUCGACAUCACAGAGGACACCGCUCGCAUACGGCCCUACUUCUCCUGCGCUAUCCUCCGCGGCAUCAAGUUCGACCAAGCUCGGUAUGACUCCUUCAUCGCACUGCAGGACAAGCUGCACCAGAAUUUGGCCCGGCAGAGAACACUGGUUUCCAUCGGUACUCAUGACCUGAGCACAAUUGAGGCGCCAUUCUCUUACGAGGCGCUGCCGCCUGAGCAGAUCAAGUUCGCCCCCCUCAACCAGGAGAAGGUCAUGGACGGCAAGGAGAUGAUGGAGUUCUUCGAGAGUGACAAGCACUUGUCUCGCUAUCUGCACAUCAUUCGAGAUUCGCCCGUCUACCCCAUCAUCUACGACAAGAAUCGGAAAGUGCUCUCCAUGCCGCCCAUUAUCAACUCCAACCACUCGAAGAUCACGCUCAACACUACGGACGUCUUCAUUGAUAUCACCGCCACCGACAAGACCAAGCUGGAAAUCGUCAACCACAUCAUCUGCGCCAUGUUCUCCAUGUACUGCACCGAACCAUUCACUAUCGAGCCGGUCAAUGUCGUCUCGAAACACAAUGGCGAGUCGAGAGUGACCCCCGAUCUGUCGCCACGGCCGUUUCAGGCGUCGCUGUCUUUCAUCAACUCUGUCUGCGGCCUGACAGAGUCACCAGAAUCAUGGUCUAAAUUGCUCGCGAAGAUGGCCUAUGAUGUUCAUCCUUCAAAGACCGACACGGACAAGUUGGACAUCGACAUUCCAAUUACUCGCGCAGAUGUACUUCAUCAGGCCGACAUCAUGGAAGAUGCUGCCAUCGCAUAUGGCUUCAACAAGCUUCCACAGGAGUUCCCAACGAGCAUUCCUGCUGGUGGCGCUGCACUGCCCAUCAAUACACUCUCAGAUAUUGUCAGACUUGAGGCGAAGAGCAGGUGGAUAGAAGUUAUGCCUCUUAUCUUGUGCAGCCAUGACGAGAACUAUGCCUGGCUGAACCAGAAGGACGAUGGCAAGGCUGUGCGACUGGCGAAUCCAAAAACUGCAGAAUAUCAAAUAGUCCGGACGUCGCUUGUGCCAGGUCUCCUCAAGACAAUCAGAGAGAACAGGAAGCACGAAGUGCCGCUGAAGAUCUUCGAAGUCGCCGAUGUCUGCUACAAGGAUGCAUCACUUGAGCGGAGAAGUAGGAACGAGCGUCAUUUUGCGGCAGCGUGGGCUGGUAGCACGUCAGGCUUCGAGCAAGUACAAGGCUUGCUAGACAGCAUCAUGCUGGCGCUCAGAUAUCCUUGGAUUCCCGAAGGAAAGGAUCGCACGAGCGAGAAGGUCAAGGGUUACUGGGUCGAGGGACACGAUGACCCAACCUAUCUUGCUGGCCAUGCUGCUGCCAUCUGUCUGAAGAACGCUGGCAAGCAAGUGCAACGUAUCGGCAUUUUCGGCAUGCUCCACCCGAAGGUGCUGGAGAAUUUCGAGAUUCCAUAUGCAACCACGGCACUCGAACUCAACCUAGAGAUCUUCCUUUAG